This is a messenger RNA of Sphaeramia orbicularis (orbiculate cardinalfish), 2299 nucleotides long. RefSeq names its product high affinity immunoglobulin gamma Fc receptor I-like. Lineage: Eukaryota; Metazoa; Chordata; Actinopteri; Kurtiformes; Apogonidae. The transcript is spliced from 9 exons. The coding region runs from base 1 to 1344 and encodes 447 amino acids. Gene Ontology annotation, molecular function: transmembrane signaling receptor activity. Gene Ontology annotation, biological process: cell surface receptor signaling pathway; immune response. The record is from RefSeq and is a predicted model, not a curated record. Gene Ontology annotation, cellular component: external side of plasma membrane.
AUGAAGAAGAACCUGCAUCUGUGGGUGCUGCUCAGUGUGUGGGGGUCCUGGUGGUCCUGGUCCAGUUCAGCCUCAGUCACCGUCUCCCCCAGUUCAACUCAGCACCCAGAGUACUCCGACAUCGCAGUCAGCUGUGAACGGCUCGGUUCUGGAUGGACGGUCUGGAGACUGACCGCCAGAGGUUUCCUGUCCCAGUGCGGGUCCGGGUGGGGGGAUCCCACGUCCUCCGGCUGUGAUGUCCGGACGGUCAAACCUCCGGACACUGGACUGUACUGGUGUGAAUCCACAGGCCGACAGAGCAGCCACACCGUCAACAUCACCGUCACCGAUGGGGCGGUGGUCCUGCAGAGUCCGGCUGUCCCGGUGACAGAGGGUCAAGACGUCACUCUGUUCUGUCAAACCAAGACGCCCUCGGACCUCCCAGCUCAUUUCUACAAAGAUGGCACCCACCUUUCAGAUUCCUCCGAGGGUCACAUGACCAUCCGGCGAGUCUCCAGGUCGGAUGAAGGUGAAUACAGAUGUGGGUUCGAAGGUCUGGGGGAGUCCCCGAGCAGCUGGCUGAAGGUCGCAGAUGAUGUGGUUCCGCCCACUCUCACCGUGUCUCCGGAUUCGUUGCAGUUCUUCGAGUACCGCCCCCUGUCUCUGAGCUGUGGUCAUAACAGCAGCUGGUCCGGGUGGACGGUCCGCAGGUUCACCCGCCGUGGCACCAGGACGUCCCGCUGUGGCGUGGACUGGGGCGAGCCCACGUCGUCUGGCUGCGUCCUGGAAACCGCCAAGGAGCCGGACAGCGCCAUCUACUGGUGUGAGUUAGAUACCAGACGCAGCAACUCCGCCAACAUCACGGUUCACGGUGGACCGGUGAUCCUGCAGAGUCCUGUCCUCCCUGUGAUGGAGGGACAGGAAGUGUCUCUACACUGUCAAACACGCACUCCCUCCAACCGCUCAGCUGACUUCUAUAAAGAUGGCUCCUUCAUCGGCGCCGGGCCCACAGGUCACAUGACCAUCCCCCAGGUGUCACAGGCUCAUCAAGGCGUCUACAGGUGUGACAUCACAGGAGUUGGACAGUCUCCGCCCAGCUGGAUGUCCGUCUCAGGUGGUCCUCCGUCCCCCCAGUCCACCCAGUCCACCUCAGACCGGAUGGUCCUCCUCCGGUACCUGGUGGUUUUCCUUCCAUACUUCAUCUCCACCGGCCUCAUGGUGUCUCUGUACAGGAACACAGGGAGAGGCAAGGCCGUUUCCAUAGCAACGUCUACAUCCAGAAACAGGCAGGACCAGGACCAGGACCAGGACCAGGACCAGGACCAGGACGACUACGAUGACAUCACCACCGAACAUCAUUUCUAACUUUGGUUCCGUUAAACGAGUAGUAGUCAGACGGUAGCGGUUACCAGGUAACCGUCGCCGGGUCGACCAACAGGACGUUAACGACAGUUCUGUUAACGUCCACCCAGACGUCGAUGAAACCAUGAACAGAGACGUGCAAAUGUACGAGGAGACACUCUGCUCGGAGUCCUGAGCCGAUUCUGAUCAUACAUCUGCGCUGGUUUGAAUCCUGCAGUGUUGUGACCUGAACGCAGCGUUACGGCGCUAUUGUGUUAUGGCGUUUACAAAACUGACACUGGGUCUGGUUUGUCCUGGAUUUCUAUUUUGUUCUGCUUUGUAUAAAUUGCCAUGUCUGUCUCCCACAAAAACAUGUAUUUGAUGACUUGAACUCGUGAUCUGUGUAAAUGUUAGUGUGAACAGAAUGACCCACAGGGGAGUUCCUCAAGGCUCUGUUCAUGGACCCUUUUAUUUACAUGAAUACUGACUGACCUGGGAUCUGCCUCUGACUGAAGUUUGAUUUGUAAGUUUUGUAAUGACUCCAAACAUGUAAAUAAAAAAAGUAUUGUUUAUCUGUGGAAGAAAAAAUAAAGCAGCUUUAAUCUGAAUGAACUGAGUUUAAAAGUGGACAUUUAACCUUUGACCUUCAGUCUCAUUCAUGGGGUCAUAUUUUUUUGUGUUGGAUUAGUCACAUGACAGUAUCAUCGACAUAUUUACUGAUUCAAUGCAUGAUGGGACAAAUAGAACAACAAUAAAAACUGUGAUUUUUCCCCUUUUUACAGACGUGAAUUCCAACCUGAAUCUGAACAGAGGAAACUCAAAAACACAGACUGAUGAACAGAAGGUGGAGUUCAAUCUGGUCAGUGAGGCAUCAGUGGCCUCUGAUUGGUCAGGACGGUCACAUGGUCUUAAAGAGUCUGAAAAGUCCAGGUCUGAGUCGAAUGUUUCAGUGUUUUUUUGAGGCAGUGGAGCUGAGGAG